This is a messenger RNA of Colletotrichum fioriniae, 1698 nucleotides long. RefSeq lists its product as uncharacterized. The record is from RefSeq and is a predicted model, not a curated record. Gene Ontology annotation, cellular component: cytoplasm. NCBI's taxonomy places the organism in Eukaryota, Fungi, Ascomycota, Sordariomycetes, Glomerellales, Glomerellaceae. Gene Ontology annotation, molecular function: beta-aspartyl-peptidase activity; asparaginase activity.
AUGGACACACGAACUGGGAUUAUUCUUCAUGGAGGUGCAUCGGAAUCAUGGAUAGGGGACGAAGCCUCGCAUGCUACCACCAGGGCUUUCUUGAAGAGCCUUGUGAUCAAGGCCGAGAAGCGCCUCCGGGCUGGUUUCAAAGCUGUCGAUGUAGCUACUGAGAUAGUAGCAGAGCUCGAGGACUUCCCCGAGUUCAAUGCUGGCAGAGGAGCGGCUGUCAAUCGAGACGGCGUUCACGAGGUACGAAUCACUUAUAACAUGAUCCAGAUCGACUUGUCGUAUGCAUGCCAUGCUAACUAUUCUGAUUGCAAGCUUGAGGCUGGGAUCAUCAACGGCAGGACGGCUGCUUACCGAGCUGUAACAUGUCUCCAAAAUACAAGGAACCCCAUCAAGCUAGCCAGGGCCAUGCUUGACUCUAGCGAUGCACACACACCUGUCUUCAUGGCAGGAGAAGGAGCCGAUAAGCUCGCCAGCCGCCUUGGCUUAGAUAUGGUGGCUAACACUUUCUUUACAACGGAGAGGCGCCUGGAUUACUGGCAAAAACACAGAGCGGAAGUCCUUGAACAUGGUACCGUUGGUGCGGUUGUUCUGGACUUACAUGGCCACUUAGCUGCGGCUAAUUCAACCGGAGGCAUGAUGUUUAAAUAUCCUGGAAGAAUCGGCGAUACCGCCAUUUCAGGCGCUGGAUUGUACGCCGAUCAACAAAUCGCCGUGGCAUGCAGUGGCGGAGGUGAAGCCAUUCUGACGUCCAUGCUGGCUAGUCGCGUUGCAAAUCUGUACCGCAGCGGCCUCAAGCUUGAGACAGCUGUGAAGAAGGCCAUGUGGGAUGCCACUGGCACGUGUCCCUCUCUGUCUUGUGGUAUUAUCGCCAUCACCGCGGAUGGCAAGCAGACGGCGCAAUGCAACAGCAGGCUCUUCGCUAUCGGCUCGGCAGGGCUUGGGUCUAGCCUCCAAUAUGGGUUGAUAGGCUGCACAAUGCCCAUCAUUGCGCCACUUUGCUGUUUUGAAGACGACCUGGUCCGAGUCGGGGUAUCGAAGCAUCCAACACGGCAAGGUCAACUCACCUUCUGCCUCAAAGACACAAGCCUGAUUGCAAUGGACCAGAAGCAGGUGGAGAAUCUCUUUGGUUCGCUUAGGCGUGUUGCGAAAGCCCUGCUGAGUCUCGGCGGCGCCGACAGUGUGGCUAUGGUGACGUUCACAGGUGGUAGAGGCGGCCACUUGUUCGGCAUUCGUAGCACAGGCAGCAUAUCUCCGGCAUCAACUGACUUGAAGGAAGAUUCGGCUUUCAGAGCCCAUAUCAAGAUUGACAAAACGGUCGAGCCUUUGCAAGUGGUAAUAGAUUCGUGGCAGUCGUCCGUGCCCCGGCGCUCCUCCGGGUUCCUCUUAGCACCAGCGGUCGAAUUCCGGGCUAUCGUGGCCGGGGUCUGGGCCGCCUUAAGCCGCGGCUUACGGGUGGCCUUACAGACACCGCUGCACUGGGCUAUCGCCGCGGAUCCAUUCCACGACGAUCUCAUGUUGCUCUGUUUCACCCAUGAUAAACAUCACUGGCCCAACGCCGCCCCAUUUCAGUCUGACAAUAUCGGCCAAUUGGGUCUGACGAGCGCGCUGGGCCGGAGGAUUUUGGACCUCGAACCUCUCUGCGUCACGGCAGAGAGGUUGCGUACCAAGCUAGAGUGUCAUCAAACGAACGUCAAAUAG